CUCCGUACUGGAUGGAAAUUGUAUUUUAGGCUAAUUUGAUUAUUUAGUUAAAAAAUAGAAGCAAAUUUUAAAUCAACAAAUAUUAUUUUAGUUUAGUUCAAUAACAGAAGCAAAUUACAAUAUGGAUACCGUUGUAAAGAGUAUGUUAGAAGAUGAUGUAGAGGAAGAGAGUAAGGGCUUAGUAAUAUUUGGACGGGAUGUUUCGAAAAUUCCAUGCUUUAGAGAUAGUUUUAUGUACGGAAUAUCUUCUGGUAUUGGUAUGGGAUUUGCUGCCUUUUUAAAAACAUCAAAACCAGUAUUAUCACAACAUGUUGGCAUGGGAUCAUUUGCAAUAGUAACACUCAUGUACUGGACUUACUGUAGAAUGCAAUGGUCUCAGCAGAGGUUUAACUCUCAACUAUUGCAAGACGCUUUGAAAGAGAAAAUGAAGUACGAAGGAACUGCAGUUGAAAAGGAAUUGGAGCAAAAAGGUGUCUUAAAAACAGUCUAAUUAACAGUAUAACUUAAAUUUUCUGUAGAUAAUUUAUGAUUAGAUGUUGAUAUUUACUGUACAUAAUAUUUUAUAUAUGUUUAUGUAAUUAAAUAAUAUAGGAU
Aricia agestis (brown argus) is the source of this 594-nucleotide messenger RNA. RefSeq names its product cytochrome c oxidase assembly protein COX20, mitochondrial (gene l(3)87Df). Gene Ontology annotation, cellular component: mitochondrion; mitochondrial inner membrane. Lineage: Eukaryota; Metazoa; Arthropoda; Insecta; Lepidoptera; Lycaenidae. Bases 122 to 490 code for a protein of 122 amino acids. The transcript is spliced from 2 exons. The record is from RefSeq and is a predicted model, not a curated record. Gene Ontology annotation, biological process: mitochondrial respiratory chain complex IV assembly.